This is a messenger RNA of Eufriesea mexicana, 2196 nucleotides long. It is a transcript of the gene Nrt, whose product is annotated as Neurotactin. Bases 1 to 2169 code for a protein of 722 amino acids. The transcript is spliced from 6 exons. Lineage: Eukaryota; Metazoa; Arthropoda; Insecta; Hymenoptera; Apidae. The record is from RefSeq and is a predicted model, not a curated record.
AUGAGCCAGGAAGAUCAAGAAAAGAGUAUGGAUAAGAAAGAAAUUGCAGAAGAAGAGAGGGAGAAAAUGUUAAAUGCUGAAAACACGAAACAUACGGUGGCAUCGACCGCUCCAGACGCGGAAUCCGAAGACCAGAAACCUAAAAAGAAAAUUCCAAUUGGCGGUAUUAAGAUGCCCGGCUUCUGUCGUACGAAGAGCAAGGAACUUUGUAAAGAGGAUGAGGGUAAACCCACUGAAACUGGUGAAAGCGAUGUGGCUGAAAAAACCGCGAAAGAAAGUGAUCAAAAUGUAUCAUCAGAAAAAACGAACACACAGAUUAAAGAUACAAAAGAAAAGGAAGGACGAAAAGGAAUUCUCGGCGCUAUAAAAUUGCCCUUAGUUUCAGUUUUUCCUAAAAAGAAGAAUAAGGUAAUCAUAGAAUUGGGAACUACUGGUGCUGCUGGGUUAGCCAGUGUUGAAACACUUGAUGAUGCUGUAAUGGAGAAAAAUCCUAUUGGUAACGAAGAUGGUAUGGAAACCAUUCGACUCGACGGAGAUGCUCCAGACGUAAUCGAGCCUCCUAAGCAACAUUUCCUUGUUUCUUGUAUAUCCAUUGCAAGAAGAAAUUUGUUUGUGUUAGUGGCAACGUUAUGUAUCCUGGCAUCGGUCGUAAUUAUCAUCUGUAUUGCUUGCAUCGGUCCAAGAAAAAGUAUUUCACAGCUAGUAAGGGAUGGAAGCCUCUUUGAAGCAGUAACUUCUUGUGGACCUGUGGAAGGGGUAUCGGAAGACGGUGCAUUUGCGUUUCGUGGGAUUCCGUAUGCUGUCCCGCCAUUAGAAAAUCGUCGUUGGCAACCUGCAGAACCUUUACGAAAACUUGAAUACUGUUGGGCCAAUACAUAUCAAGCACACAAUUCUUCGGAAGUUUGCUGGCAACGAGAGACUUCAGGGCGUGUUAUUGGAAACGAAGAUUGCUUAUACUUAGAUGUUUUCACACCUGAAGUCAGAUACAAUUCACCCUUACCAGUAGUCGUUAUGAUUGGUGCUGAGACUCUUAGUGGUGGUUCUCCAGGUGUAAUGCAGCCUUCUGCAAAACUUGCUCGUGUUCGUGAUAUGGUGUUUGUUAGACCCAACUUUCGCUUAGGAAUCUUCGGUUUCUUAGCUGCGGAGCCACUUUCGAGGGCAACGCACCCUCUUACAUCUGGAAAUUACGGAUUAUCAGAUAUCAUAGCAGUAUUGCAAUGGGUUCAUCUCAAUAUCGAAAAUUUUGGCGGAAAUAAGUCAUCUGUAACUUUAUGGGGACAUCGGGCAGGAGGAACCCUUGUAACAACUUUGGUUGGAAUUCGACGAGCACGGGAUCUUUUUCAAAAAGUGUGGAUCUCCAGCGGUAGUGCGAUAUUUCCUGGGAGGGAAUUGGAAGUUUCAGAAAAACUAAGUGAACUAUUUUUGAAUUCCACAAGAUGUAAUGACGCUGCCUGUUUACGAAGCAAAAGUGCCGAAGAGAUAAUGGAUUCAGUUCCAGAGAUUUGGCAUUUAGGAAAUGUUGGUCUGCCUGAGACUAGGGAAGCAACAAGAGACAGAAGACACGAGUGGCUGGUGCUUGACCGUGCCAUUCUUCAGGAACCAGUAGGUCAGAUUUGGGCAGGAGAUGAAUUUUCAGUGAAAAUUGUAAUGGGUACUACUGCUCAUGCUGGAGCACCUCUGAAAUAUCUUACUUCCAAUACUACUCUUAAUUCUACACAAGUAGAGAAAAUUGUAAGAGAAUCUUUACUUGGCACAACAGGUUUAGCAGAUGAAGCGCUCAGACGUUAUAAUGCAACAUUGAAAGGAUUGUUAAGCAUGAUUUCGGACAUUCGUGUUGUAUGUCCAUUGCUAACAGUCGCCAGAAUGAAGACAAAUAUUCCAUUCUAUGUAGCAACGCAACCACGAGGUCAAUUUGCAGACCCUGACAGUGAUGCUGCAGCAAUACUUGGAUCAUAUGCUGCUCGUACACCGGCUGAAAAAAGACACGUGUCUGAGAUGCAACAACUUUUCAAUCGCUAUGUUUGGCAUGGUGAAGUAGCUCAGGCUGAUCCUAAUGGUGUGAAACGAGUUUUAAUCGUCGAACAAGACACACUCCCAGAUCGUGACUAUCCUAAUUGCGAUUUUUGGAUAGGAAAAGAUAUAGUUCCAUCAUAUGGUCGAGUUGAUUGAAUUCUUUUUCUUGGAAUUACACGUUUG